CAAUGGUCUUAAACAUAAAUUACUUAUUAGUUUGUUAACCAGUAAGAACUUGUUACAACAAAUCUGUUUCCCAUUUGCGACCCUGUGAACUUGUUGAUAACAAGGAUCACAAUGUGGAGAACAAUAAAAACAUUUAACAUAAAUGACAAGUAAUACACAAAGAGCUAAAUGAUAGAGAAUGAGACCCAGUCAACAGGACCCAAAAAGACAAUGUUGAUUGAGUGCAUUUCGCGUGACAUUCCCUGAGAGUUUUCUUCAGAAACCGAUAGAAGCAAAGAUCAAGUAGAGCUCGUCGAUAUAGAGCUUAUAUAUAUAAACCAACCACCCACCGAUCGGUCGAGAGGCGUGGCAAAUGAACUUCAAUCCGGCCAGCGUGGUAGCCGCCGCAGCAGCAGCCGCACAUCAGACGUCGCACCACCAUCCGUAUUUGAACCACCAGCAGUUGCAGCACCGCCCGGUCACCCAGCAACAACAGCUUAUCCCACUGCCCGUUGGCGGGGGAGGGAGUUUACAAGUGGGUGGCGGCGAUACCUCGCCCAAAAUCAUGGAGUGGACCAACGACGAUGCUCUGGAAUUGAUCGAACAGUAUCGCUGCCACACAGAGCUAUGGAAUCGCGCCGAUCCCAAGUACAAGGAUAAACUUUGUCGAUUCCGGGCGUGGUCGGAAAUAGCCGAGCGUUUCGGUUGCAGCAAGGCGGAGGUCGAGCGGAAGAUGAACGUGCUGCUGACCCAGUAUCGGCGUGAGAAGCACAAGAUGUUUGUGAAAAUAUACCAGGGCAUCCAGCCCAAUCCGUCCAAGUGGUAUGCCUUUAAACGAUUCGACUUCAUGGAGGCUGGCGGCGGCAGUUUAAGCGGCGGUGGAUCAGGUGGAUCAGGUGUUAAUACGUCGGUUGGUAACCUGGUGCCCAAUCCCGUUUCCUCAUCGGCAGCCGCUGCCGCCCACAAUGGGCUAAACGGACUGGCGGCUGCGGCCGUCGCAGCAGCGGCCUACGAAAGCGGUACGAUUGCAGCGGCGGGAAACGGAGGAGCACCACCCACUGGACCAGGUGGCGGAGUACCUGGUUCGCAGCCCGCCAUGCAGCACAGACGCAUCAAGACCAAAGAGCUGAAAUAUUUCGGAGCGAUGGGCCUCAAUAUACCCAUGCUGAUAGCGAGCAGUCAGACGCUGGACAGUUGGAAUACGGCGGGUCAGUAUUCGCCGCCGAUAUCGGGCUCUGGAGGCGGUGGCUCGGAGCGAGGAGGAAGUGGAGGUGGUGUCGUUGGUGGUGGAGCGCCUGCCCAGCAACUGCGAGUGCCCCUGCCCAUGAGCUAUCAUGGCGGUGCUGGCAGCAGCAGUAGUGAUUUCCAGCAGAGUCCACUGAAGACCAUGGAUACCUCGGACAACGAGGACAACAAUAACACCAAGGAGGAUGUGGCAGCGGCAGCGGCCUUGGGGCAACUGGCCGCAAAGGUGGAGCGACGCUCGCCGGUGGUCGGAGGUCCUGGAGGCGGCGGAGGUGGAGGUGGCGGCGGCUCAAGUAGUAGGGAGGCCAACGAUCUAGGCAGCGAUCCCAUUAAGUCCGAUCGAACGUUAAGCGAAGCUGGCAGCAGUCCCAUACCGAAUACCAAUAUGCAUGAGGCGCACAAGAAUCACCUGCUCAACAGUCCAGCCGGAGGAAGAGCGGUUACCCCAAGGCAGGCGCAUGAGCAGAUGCAUCACCAUCCACACACGCAGCACCACCUGCAGCAACAGCAACUGCAACAGCAGCAGCAGCAGCAGCAACAGCAGCAGCAGGUUCAGCAACAACAACAGCAGCAGCAGCAACUGCAACAGCAGUUGCAUCAUGGCCACGACGAUCUGGACAUCAAGCAGGAGUUGGUGGACUAUUUCCAUGGCCAGGCGACUCGUGUUGGUCCUGCACCACCGCCGCCACCCGAAUCACAUCGUUCCUACAGCUCAGCGGGCGAGGAGAGCCGACUUCAGUUGGUGGACAUGGCCCAGGACUUGCGAGUUGCUCAGGCGAAGGCCAAUUUUGGAGCCUUUGUCCUGCCACCAAGAGGCAGCGAUGCCAGCACACCCGCCAUGCCCUUAAAUAUGCGUAAACUAACCGGUGCCGGCAGUGCGGGUCAUAUGCUAAUGAAUUCGCUGCUCGGCUCGCGGGAGAGUAUGUCGGAUGGCGAGGAACCCGAUCCGGAUAACGAUGAGGCCACCGAAUCGGCCGCCAGUCCGGGGCACAUCAAGAGCAGUGUUUCCGCCCAGGCGGCCGUUGCAGCAUCCGCUUUUUACGCCGAGUCCCUGAACCGCGACGAUUGCGAUUUUAUUGGAUCAAAUGUGUCGCUUAAACUGCGGACCAUGGAUCGCACGCAAAGGAUCAUUGCGGAGAAGCUAAUCAGCGAGGUGUUGUACUAUGGGCAAUUCAACGAGCUGGAACGCUCGGCCAGGAUUCAGCCCAAGUGACAGUGGCGCCCCAAGAAGUGGACGACGACAAUGGGGAACGGGAGCGGGAACGGGAGCGGGAGCGGGAGUGGGAGUGGUGGGGCUGUGGGCCUGGGCAUCGGAGUGGGUUUGAGCAGGAUCCGGCUGGGCAGGAGCCUACUCGCCCCGCAGCAUGGCAAAUGAAUUCCAAUUGAAAUAGUCAACAGAGAGAUAAAACAGAAACCAAUACAGAAAACAGUACAACUUAUUUUUAGUUUGGCCAGGAUCGGGGUCACCACUUGUACAAAGCUUGGCAGAAAAAGGGGCAGCGUUACUUAGGCGGAGUGAAAGUGGGAAAGAUGGGGGAAGAAAGCAGAGUAGAACUUGGAAAAUGGUACUUAUAUGAGAGGGGUAGAGAUGGUAUGGUAAUGAUUCUGUAUAAAAUAUUUUUAUUCAUGGGAUAGAAGGAUUGGAUCGGAUCCAUGACUUCAAUAAUCUCAAAUACCCAUUUUAAAGGCGUAUCUUUAAAAAUUCAAAAGAAAAAUUAAAAUUGUGUAUGAUAACUUCUCAAACUUAGAACAUUUUAAACGGUUUUUUAAGAGUAAACAAUAUACAUUUAGGUUGUUAUACUGUGCAAAGUCUAGAAAAUACAAAUAAUAUGGAUUUAGUCCCAUUUUGUUUGACAAUUAAAAAAUUUAAACUAAAAAGAUCCCAAAGAGGGGAAAGAAAAGUUUUCAAUAACACAACGAAAUUUGAAUUGUUUUAUAUUUUUAUGUCGAAAGACCUCCGUUUCAUAAGCCAAAUGUUGUUCAUCUACCAUCUCUCCCAGAGUAAAAUACAAAAAGCUACACAGAACACAAACCAAAGUUACUUUCUAUUCUGUUUGAAGGGCUGCAUAAACAACAGUUUAGCUUUUGUGUCCACAACUUCAAUAUUAAACUACAUAAAAUACAUAGAUACUAGAUAGGUUAGAUUGGGUCUGGGAAUGGGGUCGUCGACACACCUGAGACAUCUAACUAGCAGAAUCUCAGUAUUACUUAUAAAAUACACUUUACAUAGACCAUAGAUAAAACAACAACGAGGAAUCAAAGCAUUUGCCAUAGAUCGAUUCCCUGGGGCUGAUCGUCCACUUCUGGGUGUUAUCUGGUUGCUAAUUGUUGACCUCGCUCUAAAACAAAAACACAAGAAUUAUUGAGAGAAAAACGUAAGCAAAACAAACUAUUGUAAAGACAAGGAAAAGCGGCUGCUAAAAAGUCAAGCUCCAAAGUUGGGCACCACUGAAACUCAAGUUCCCGAUUAGCUAACCGUUGAGAAAGGCACUUGUAAAACCUAUAUGUUUUCUAUAUAUAUCUGCUUGUGGAUAUAUGUAUAUGUAUAUGGAUAAAAAUAUAUAUAAUAUAUCAUUGUACCUUAUUUUGAAACAGAGAUGUUUUCUUAGUCACUUAAGUCUGGUCGUCUAAAAGUCACCAAUCCAAAACCCAACAACUGAAACCAACCAACCAACAAACAAAAAGCAACCGCAAACUUUUACCUACAUUAUACAAAUAUUGUCGUCACUAGUUCGUUAAUGAAACAACAAAAACAAAUGCUAAAACAAAAACAAAAUCAAAACAUUGUACAUUUUCGUGUUUAUUUUUUAGGUCCUAAUGAUUUUUGCAUAAUAUUUAAGUAGUUUUUAUUUUUAUAUGCAAAGCAAAGCAGAGCAAAAACAGCAACAUUGAAUUAAUUUAUAUUAAUAUAUAUGUAUACCUAAUAAAACUAUGGGCAAAUUAGUUAGUCACAUAAACGAGAGAAACAGAUAGAUGGUUGAGGAUGAUGAUGAUGAUGAUGAAAUGCAGCUCGGCUUUUGCUGCUGCGUUUUUUAGCCGUAGUUUUUACUUUAGCAUAGACAAAAUCAAAAAACCAACAAAAGUCCAAACUGAAAAGAAAAGUCAUGCGUAAAAAAUGGAAAAUUAGAUGUGAAUAAAUUAAUUAGCUGUAAAAUUAGUGAGAAUUUGUUUGGCAUAGAUGUGCAAGAGUGUGUAGUGUGAGUGCGUAUGGAAAUUAAACCAAAAUUAGUUUUUCUGAAUGUGUAAACAGCAGCUAAAAAAAUAAAUAAAUGUGUGUACCUAUUUGUCUGACAAACAUUGUAAA
This is a messenger RNA of Drosophila gunungcola (fruit fly), 4528 nucleotides long. RefSeq names its product polyhomeotic-like protein 1. NCBI's taxonomy places the organism in Eukaryota, Metazoa, Arthropoda, Insecta, Diptera, Drosophilidae. The record is from RefSeq and is a predicted model, not a curated record.